Molecule: messenger RNA, 1706 nt
Organism: Chenopodium quinoa (quinoa)
Lineage: Eukaryota; Viridiplantae; Streptophyta; Magnoliopsida; Caryophyllales; Amaranthaceae
Product: mitogen-activated protein kinase homolog MMK2
Exons: 6
Coding region: 182-1282 (366 amino acids)
Biological process (GO): intracellular signal transduction; protein phosphorylation
Cellular component (GO): nucleus; cytoplasm
Molecular function (GO): ATP binding; MAP kinase activity
Source: RefSeq, a predicted model, not a curated record
AAAUGUCAACCUUCCACCAUCACCCAACAACACCCAUUUCACUCUUCCUAUUAAUUCCUCUGAAAACCCAUCUAAUUAUCUUUCUCUCUCCUCCAAUUACUUAAUCUCCCAUCAAAGUUUCUUUCUCUCUCCUCCAAAUUGCCAAAAAAUCCCAUCAAAGUGAGAACUAAAGAGAGAGAAAAUGGAGCAGAACUUGAGAGGAGUACCAACUCAUGGAGGAAGGUAUGUACAGUACAAUCUGUACGGAAACCUUUUUGAAGUUUCUAGUAAGUAUGUUCCUCCUCUUCGCCCUGUUGGUCGUGGUGCUUAUGGUAUUGUCUGUGCUGCUGUCAAUUCAGAAACACAAGAAGAAGUAGCAAUCAAGAAGGUCAGCAAUGCAUUUCAUAACAGAAUUGAUGCCAAAAGAAUACUCCGUGAAAUCAAACUUCUUCGUCACAUGAAUCAUGACAAUGUUAUCUCCAUCCGGGACAUAAUACGACCUCCACAGAAAGAGAACUUCAAUGAUGUAUAUAUGGUUCAUGAACUGGUGGAUACUGAUCUUCACCAAAUAAUACGAUCCAACCAACAGUUAACAGAUGAUCAUUGUCGGUAUUUUCUCUAUCAAAUAUUACGAGGCUUGAAGUACAUUCACUCGGCUGGUGUGCUGCACCGUGAUCUGAAACCUAGCAAUUUGCUAAUGAAUGCGAACUGUGACCUUAAGAUUGGAGACUUUGGACUUGCAAGAACAACUUCAGAAACCGAUUUCAUGACCGAGUAUGUUGUCACUCGGUGGUAUCGAGCUCCAGAAUUGCUUUUAAACUGUUCCGAGUACACUGCUGCAAUUGAUACUUGGUCUGUUGGAUGCAUACUUGGGGAAAUCAUGACCAGAGAACCCCUUUUCCCUGGAAAGGAUUAUGUUCAUCAGCUGAAACUUGUUACUGAGCUCAUAGGUUCACCUGAUGACUCCAGUAUAGCAUUCCUACAGAGUGAGAAUGCUAAAAGAUAUGUUAGGCAGCUUCCUCAAUAUCCAAGGCAACAACUCUCUGCUAAAUUUCCAAAUGCUUCUCCGUUGGCUAUUGAUUUGCUGGAGAAAAUGCUCGUCUUUGAUCCCAGCAAGCGUAUGACAGUUAACGAGGCACUCUGCCAUCCAUACCUUGCCCCUCUACACGACAUAAAUGAGGAACCUAUUUGUCCCCAGCCAUUCAGUUUUGAUUUUGAGCAGCCAUCUUUCACAGAAGAGAAUAUCAAAGAGCUCAUUUGGAGGGAGUCCGUGUCAUUCAACCCAGAUCCCCUCAUUGGUUAAUUGUUGUACCAGAAGUGACUUUCUUUCAAGAGACGAUGAAAGUGAAAUGUGACAUGGUGAUAAACAGUGGUAUAAAGCCCUCUUUGUUCUGAAGAAUAGCAGAAUGUAAAUUGCUUAUAAUAGAUGUUAUGGUAUAUCACUGCUUACCAUAAAAUCUAUGGAGAUUCCUUUAAGUGCCACUGAAAUGGUGUUGAGGCAAAAAUGCAUGUACAUACAGCACGAUUCUCACUAUUAGACGAUUUUUUUAUACCUUGUUACCUUAGGAAUGUGGAUUUUUUCUGUCUUGUUGGAUGAUGUAGCAUCUUGUUGUAUCAAAUAAUUGAUUCAGUGCGCUAUUGUUACAUAAUAUUUGACAUUAGAUUGUAUGAGUAUCAUACUUGAUCACAUUUUUCUAUAUGAAUAUCCUUUAAGUUUAAGCUCGAUA